Molecule: messenger RNA, 3488 nt
Organism: Cadophora gregata
Lineage: Eukaryota; Fungi; Ascomycota; Leotiomycetes; Helotiales; Ploettnerulaceae
Exons: 2
Coding region: 225-992 (255 amino acids)
Source: RefSeq, a predicted model, not a curated record
UCUGUGCGCUUUACAACAACCUACCUCCCGACCUACCUAUCAACUACCCCUUCCCAUCAGUUGAUCCAUCCCAUCUAUAUAUCCAUCUGGUCUCUCAUCUCGAAAAUCGUUGUGGUCGCUGUUUUCUUUUCGUCUCUCGAACCGUGCUCCUCCUCUUCCACCUGGUCCGCUUCUACAUCCUAAUAUCUCUAAUAUUUGUUUCUUUACCUUUCGCAUACAUCAACAUGCUUUCUCAAAUUUGGAGUGUUUCCGCGCUGUGCGCUGGUGCUCUUGCUGCCCCAACCCUCACAUUCUCCGCUGGAUCGGCAGACAAGCCUACAGACAUGAAGAUUCUCUCUGAUUACUUUCAAAUGUUGGGCAAGAAGAUCCAGGAAGGGAAGAACAUGGCCGUAGCUCCUGUUUGCAACAUGGAGAACGCGAAGAUGCCUGCUGCUUCUCCAACACCUCUACCUGCUGUCACCGAAGGCCUGUUUUUGAAGCAUGUCGCAAUUGGACGAGGAACACAGAACUACACAUGCGAUACCAAGAAUUCAACCGCCAUUCCGGUCGCUAAUGGAGCAAUUGCCACACUCUACAACGCAUCAUGUGUAGCCGCAUCCUACCCAGAUCUACUUGCCGCCCUCCCAGACGUAGCUCUUCAAUUCAACCUCACAGAUGCCAACCAACGCUCGCUCUCCCCAUCCAACCUCGUCAUCAGCGGUCACCACUACUUCUCUAACGGCACCACCCCAGUCUUCACUUUGAACGUCGCCGGCAAAGAUCUAGGCACUGCACCCUGCCAGAAGAAUGCCGGAGUUCCUGCACCAGCUUUAACGACCAAAGGGCAGGGUGGUGAGGGUUUCGGUACCGUCGCUUGGCUGAAGCUCACUACUCGUGACGGCGCAACCGGUGGUCUCCAGGAAGUCUACAGAAUCAACACUGCUGGAGGAAAUCCGCCUACAUCAUGCACUGGCAUGCCUGCUUCCUUCGAGGUCCAGUACGCUGCUGAGUAAGCGCAUUCUCCUAACAAGAUUCUCAAAACAUACACUAACAAUUCCCUCUAGGUACUGGUUCUACGCAGUUUGAAACGGCAUCACUUUUGCACGCACAUCAUAGAUGACAGAUACCGAUACCAAUAUAAUUCACUUCCAACACUCGGCUCCGCUCCCGCAUCGCUCACGCGACAUUGGGGCGAGCAUACUUUUUACAUACAGAGAGAGGGAUACGAUAAUUCAUCACGCUGCUACUUGUUACCUUACCCAUCUACCCUACAUACCUACCUAUUGUGGCGAACGGAGCAGUGACAGUGGCAGCGAUUAAAGGCCGGCGGGUGGGUGAACUGGAGCAUGCAGGGGCAAAAGGUGUUCGCGGGAUGGAUGGAUGGAUGGCUGGCUGGCUGGCUGGCGCAGGGGUGGUCGCGAAGGGGUGGACUGGGGUUUGGGUUUGGGUUGAUUCAUAGCAGGGCAAUUAAUGGCAUGAACAUAUUCUUCGAACCUUCUUCCGCAUCAUCUCGUGCAAAUUCUUGAUUUCGUGAGCUUACCUGCUUUCAGAUCAUGUUCGUGCCUUGUCCCUCCCUGCCUGGUUCCGGAACCAGCAUGGUGAAGAUAAGCUUCUGGAUAACCUUUCUCCAACUUUCUCCACCUAAAGUCUUGUUCGGUUGAAUUUCUCAGCCUAAAUGUUGGGCGCAGGUGUGUUCCAACACAAACCCCGACAAAUCACAGCCCUCUCAUAGAAAAGUGUGUACGGAUCUGAAACGCUCUUCUUUAGAUUUUGUGACUGGAUUUCUGAGUUGCAACUGCUGCAGGUCAGAUGUAGCCGAACCAACAGCCCCGCCCAGUUCAGCCAAGUCGUGCCUCCGCAAAGUGAACGUAAACCAGAUAUGUCCAGAUAUGUGGCAAUGUCAUCCCUACCCUACCAUGCCUCUGUAUCUUCUCUGUUGGGUCUCUGACACUAUAUGCUGCUUAUACGUACACAUAGGUUCGUGCAUUAUCGCUUGGCAACCUCGUACUUGGGUUCCAUGGUUCCGUCCCAUCUCACCUUUGGAUUCUCCCGGCUCCUGAAACGUGUGGAGGGAGAGAGGGAGAUCAAACGACUGAGACGGGGAGUCGAACACCAACAAAGAAGCCUUGGGCAGCUUUUGAGCCGAGUUUCUGGGCUGGGCUUUUGGAACGUGUAUCUUGGAUUUGGAAUCUGUGCUUGUGUGGUGAUUGUUUGAACUCGGUGAAACAUGUUGGGAUCUUUGGAUGGAUGAAAUUUGCCGGAUUUCCUGACGCAAUCGAUAAUAAAAACUUCUUGGACUUAUCCUCGGUUGUUACGAGAAGUCAUGUGGUGUAGUGGAUGGGAUAAGUUUGUGUUGAAAGGGGUUAUUGAUGGAAAAUUAUAGUGCCGCGUAAUGAUAUGUCACUUGACAGUCUCAGAGUAAAAAUCCGGCUAACAUCAUCUGGACGGAGCCGGUAUAAGGCCGUCCAAAUAAUCAAUAGCAGAUUUCAAACUUUCUUGGGACGGACAAGCUUUACUGGCCAUCCUAUGAACCAAAGAAGUGAUCUAACCGUGGCACUCGAUCCAUCACUUGACAGAUGGAAACCAACAGAGCCCGGUUUGACUGAAUAAAGAUUAUUCAGUCUCAAAAGCCUAACGGGGAGAGCGUCUCGAGCCACCUCUCAUGUCAAACUCGGUAGAGGGCGGAGCUUCGUCUCCGCAUCUGGCAUGACCUACCAACAAAUUCCCAUAUUCAAACCCUCAGCUCGUAACUUGUAACUCUCAGCCAGUGAACAGAAGAGGUCCUGCCCCAUCAAUAGAAAAGAGUAACAAGACGGAGAAUAAGAGAAGCCAACGAAAGCUACUAUACAAAUCUGCCAUGGAAAAUGUUCAGACAUCAAAAUGUUCGGACAUCAAAGACCAUUUAAUUGACCCCAUGGAGAACGUCACACUCGGCGUAUGAGUCUCGCACUGGCAACUUUCCAAGCCUUCUCAUCCAGCCGAAGAGCCUUGACUCUUUCAACUCCAAGCAAAGUCCAAGUAUAAUUGGGGGCGGCGCAGUAAGCAUGUACGACAACCUCAUGUUUACAAUGCCAUGCUCAGGAGGCGUCGUGCUCCGGGGACCCGAUUACCCAAACUUGCGACGCGAAGUACACACCUGUAUCAGAAAGCUUACAGCCUCAUCUGGGUCUUCUGGGGCCUGCAUCUCGAGGUUUCAAGAACCUGGACCUGGCGUGACGUCGGAAUACGGGUAAUGGCGAUGACAUCUGAUACAGUUAAUAAGAGGUGUAGAUCAUAAGAUUUUCGAAAUCCUUGAGGGUGUGAUUGGAGAUCUUGGAUGUUUGGAUGUUUCAAGUGGGUGUUGAAACGAGACCCUUGGGCUUGGAGUGUUGGUUCUAAUAGAUUCAAUGAGGGGGCGUCCUGAUUGGGAUAUUUCAUGUCGAGAACAUCUGGUAAAUAUGGGAACCGAUAUAUGGCAUUUGGGAAAAUAUUUAUGGACGAUUUUAUGUUGCCUGUGCCGAGUUGAAGAA